Messenger RNA from Schizosaccharomyces japonicus yFS275, 1007 nucleotides. Its product is annotated as rRNA processing protein Rrp17. The coding region runs from base 176 to 724 and encodes 182 amino acids. The transcript has 3 exons. NCBI's taxonomy places the organism in Eukaryota, Fungi, Ascomycota, Schizosaccharomycetes, Schizosaccharomycetales, Schizosaccharomycetaceae. The record is from RefSeq and is a predicted model, not a curated record. Gene Ontology annotation, cellular component: nucleolus.
UUUUACUGAAAAGUCACUUUCACUCUUACUGGGUGCACUGGAGUUUUUGAGCCCACAUAGCAGCACAACUGUCCCAGAACAAAAAUCAAUUUUGGUCAGUAAGAAAUAAAUUUUCUGUCAGCAGGAUACCGUUCUUUCGUACCGAUAGGGUAGAAUAUCUUGGUUUUCCUUCAAAAUGGAUAAUUCCUCUCUUCUGACGAGAGGUUACUCGAUCUAUAAAAAAAAACGCGGAAAGAAACAAGUUGAAGAAGAAAUUGUUUUCGAUAAGGAGAAAAGAAAGGAAUUUCUGACGGGCUUUCAUAAACGAAAACUCGAGCGUAAAAAGCGUGCUCAAGAGCAAUUGAAAAAGCAAGAACGAGAACAGAAGAUUGCUUUAAGAAAAGCGAUGCGUGAUGAGCGAAAACAGAAACUCCAAGAAAAAAUGGAGCUUACACAGUCGUUGUACAGUGAAAUGAACAACGAUAUUGGCAGUGACGAUGGAGAAGAAAAGACACAAACCGAAAAACUGAACGAGGAGCGCGAAUAUGAGAACGACGAAAAGCGUGUCACGGUGACGAUUCAAGAAGGCAUCUCCAGCGAGGAUGAAGCAUUACCAAAGGAUGGCUAUGCUACCCCUCGUGUUUCUCCCCCUCCUGAUGUACCCAUUCGUCCUCACAAGCCCAAGGUUCGUCCUCCCAAAAAGAAAAAGACAAAGUUUCGCUACAAAAACACACUGGAGCUGUAAUCUAUCAUCAAUACCUACAUAAUCUUGGAAUAACUGAAAGAACAACUUGGUGUGAAUUGCUUGUAUCUGUGUUUUGAAAUAUUUAUUCAAAGUUGUAGAUUUACCUAGACCAACCAUUUCGGAAGAAAUGAAUAGAAUUUUUUGCAUGAAAGGGGAGGGAGCAAAUUGUCUGUUGGCGGAUCUAAAAAUUGCUUCUGAUCAUUCUCAAAUACAAACAAACUGUUCAUUACUACGUUUUCAGUAAUUUCACGCAUCCAUCACAUAUUUGUUUACUUUCGCGUAG